Messenger RNA from Bursaphelenchus okinawaensis, 3270 nucleotides. The record is from the annotation of a GenBank genome assembly. NCBI's taxonomy places the organism in Eukaryota, Metazoa, Nematoda, Chromadorea, Rhabditida, Aphelenchoididae.
AUGGAGUUACCAGAUCCCUUCCUUCCUGGAGCUAUUUCUUUGUUGGAUCAACUUGAUAAACGAAUGAUGGUAAUGCUCAGAGAUGGCAAGACAUUGAUUGGAGACUUAAGGACCAUUGAUCAGUUUGCUAAUCUUGUUCUACAUAACACGUUGGAGAGGAUUUAUGUCGACAGUUACUAUGGCGAUAUUCCAAGAGGAAUGUUUCUGAUUCGUGGAGAAAACGUCGUACUAGCUGGGGAACUAACGGAAGAUGAACCAAAGAGCCUGACAAAGGUACGUUCACUUUUGUCUGUUUUAUCUUGGUUUAGGCACUUUAAAGGUCUGACAAAAUUGCUAGAACGUAGAAUUUGAUGUUUUUUCGGACGUUCUUUUCUUUAUUUUUAAUAUAUCUUUAUUUGUUAAAGGUUUUGUCUUAAUAUAGUGUAAAAUGUCCAUUUUCGUAUUCAAAAUAGAUGGUUUUAGGUACCACUUGAGGAGAUAUUGAGGAUGCAAAAGGAGAAACAAGAGGAAAAGGAAGAGCGGGACAAAGCCAGGAGACGUAUUCUGUCUGGUCGAGGUAGAAUAACGAAUCAAGUACAAGACAUUUUCGUUGACGAAUAAAAUAUUUUCAAUUUGUUAUCUUUUCAAAAACGCCUUAAGUAAUCUUUUAUGUGGCGUAUCAUCUUGUAAAUUGUUUUAUUUAUUAACUUGAACUCUAAAUAAACUGUUAACUUGAGCAUCAGGGUUAUAAUAAAGGUUAUUUUCCUAUUGGUACUUAAUUGAAGGUUUAAAAAGAUAUAUUUUUUUAUGUAAUGAAUAUAAAUUUAAAUAUUCUUUAUUUGUUCAAAAUCAAUGCAUUAUUCUAUAGGUUUCGUAAGCAUCAUAGUUUGGAAUCGACUGAUCGCAGCGGCCCCGGGAAAAGCCUUAAAUUUUCGCAUUUUUCAACAGUUUUUGCAACAUUCUAAACUUGCAGGUAAGGGAAAGUUUUCAAAAAUGACUAGAUUCGAGAAUGUACUAUAGUUAUCACAAUAUAAUUAACGUAAAAAACACGACAGACUUUAAAUUUUUGAUUAUAAUUAUACUUUUUGGGUCUUACAAGCGCAUUUCCUAAUUUAAGGAUUCCUUUUGCUAAAGUAAAAACUUUUUAAAAAAUAAAAACCGAUUUAACUCAUUCCAAUUCAAAGCUAUUUUCCACUUGCUCUGCCACGUCAAAUCUCCGUUUUUGGUGGUCAGACAUCAUCCGCAUAUCUCUGAAUAAGGCGUCUUUAUUUUCUUACUUACAUUCUUUUUUGUGUAUAACAUAUCUUUGAUUCCUAUUUGUUUUUUAUGUCUGGCUUUGGGUAACUAAAGAACCGUCUUUAAUUUUCUUUGACAGACAGUUUGCAGCUUUUUUGCGAACUUAGGAAACCCAAUCGGAAAGAAGGUUUACUUUGAAUUUAGACUUUAAUCGUCGCAUAAUUUAUUGGUUAGACUAAUUUUGUUGCUUUUUAAUAGUUUUAUCUAAAUGAGAUUAAAUUCAGAUUUCAAAUUACAAAUUUAUCACUACCAAUAUCAUAUUGAUGUUAUCAAAUUGUAAAAUUUCCAAUUUUUCUCAGAAACAUGCAAAAACUUUCUUUACAACCAUUUGUCACGUUUUUCAUUUUUUGUGUCAGUGGUUACUGAUAGCUUUUUGUUAUCACAAACUACUUACAUCGACUGAAAAGAAAAACUUUAGCACUUGAACCAAAUUCUAGAUAAAGAGACGUGGUGUAGACGUGGUUCUUUUUGCGGAGGGCUUUGCAUAUAAAUCGUUUAUUUUGAUCAUUUAUGGUGUUUUUACAGGUGUAUAUAUAUAUGUCGUUAGUCGUGGUCCAUAAAACAAAUUAAAACAGUUUGGAAUGGGGGUUCUUUUGCUGUUUCUGUCUUUUAAUAAUGAGGGUGGACAAUUUUUAAUUUUAUUUAUUUGGCUAUUGUUAGUUGUUGUCUAAUUGAAACUGUUAGUUUUGUAAACAUAUGUAACUACAACUAUUUAUACGCGUCUUUAUCACAUAAUUUAAACUCUUUUUAGUGAAGAUCUUACAACGUAUGUAAACCCUAUUAUAAAAUGCUAAUUUACAGGGCCCUGCAGGGUUUUUUACUUAAAAAUAGAAACAAUUCUAUUGAAAAAUCUGGCGAGAAGAGUAUUUUAAACCUAGAAUAUGUGUAUUUUUGGAGAAAAAUGCCAGUUUUUAAACAUUCGUUAAAAAUUUCAAAUGCACUUUAAAUUUUUUUCACAAAAAAUAUAUAUUUGUUCUUCUAUCGCCACGCCAAAUUGGGUACCAUUAACGUCUUUCAUCGGUAAAUUAAAAAAAUUUUAAAUCCGACAAAUGUCUUGUAACAUCGUACUUAUUUUCAGCACGAAAGAUGUCGACGGAAUCCACGGGGCCACGUAAGCAUAAUGUCGUGUUCGUAUUGGGUCCCCCAGGUAGUGGCAAAGGCACUCAGUGUGCCAAGAUCCAACAAAAUUUUGGAUUCGUUCAUUUGAGUGCUGGAGAUCUGCUUCGUGCUGAACGGAAAAGAGAAGGAUCUGAGUUCGGAGAGCUGAUCGAGACCCAUAUCAAGAACGGCAGCAUCGUGCCGGUCGAGAUCACCUGCAAGUUGAUCGAAAAUGUAAGUAUAUUAUUGGUUUUAUACAGGGUGGCCUUUGCAGCUAAUCGUUUUCGGUUUUUAAUCACAUUCCGACCAAACCAUGUCUUUAAAUUAUUUUUUGACCUAUAUUACCAAUUUGCAGGCCAUGCUAGCGUCGGGAGAUGCCCAAGGUUUCUUGGUGGACGGAUUCCCUCGCAACAAGAACAAUCUUGAGGGAUGGCAAAAGGAGAUGAACGACAAAACCAAAGUUCAUUUUGUACUGUACUUGGCCGCUCCGUUGGACGUUUGUGUUGGCCGAUGCUUGGGCCGGUCUGAAGGCCGUGUCGAUGAUAACGAAGAGACAAUGCAGAAACGUAUCGUUACCUACAACGAGCAGACCAUGCCCAUAAUCGACUACUAUAGGGGACUAGGACUCGUUAGACAGAUUUCUUCCGAACCAGGACCGGAUGAGGUAGGCCUUUUUAAAUCUUUAGGCUUGUGUAAGUUUUCGAAAUUAAGGGGUGGUAAAACUCGGAAAAGACACGCUAUAUGUUGUAUACUUUUUGUUUUCAGUAAUAGGUAACAUAAUAGUGUGUUUUGUUGUAAAAUACAGUUCUCUCAAGCGUGUGAUGGUAAAACUGUGAUUUCUAGGUCUUCGUAAGCGUAGAAAAAGUUUUUACCGAAGCCGGGUUCAACUCACAGUAA